AUGUUGUUAUUAGAUGACGAUGACAACCUCUACAAUGCAGAGUCAUAUACUAUAGUUCAUAAUGGAUUUAAAUAUCAACUUGAUCCGCUUCCAGCAAUGCAAUAUUCGCGUGUUUUUGCUCAAUAUUUUAGAGAAAAUUCCACAAAAUGUGUUGUCAACGAUAAUUUCAGCGAGCCAGCAUUUGAAACAUACAUAUAUGCGCUCCAGAUGAACUCUGUAGCCGCAUCGCCAAGAGCAUUAGUUGAUCUUCUUUUAAUAUCAGAUGCCUGGGACUCAAAAUUACUUAUUGUCCAGAUAGAAGAACUUAUUAACACAAGAGCAAAUCCUAAUGAAAUUAUUGGCCUUUACAUUUCACUUUUAGGAACUCAAUUUAAUCAUCAACGCUUGGAAGAUAUUAUUGUCAGCAAUUUACCACGCUAUAUCGAGUGCCCUAAGUUCGCAACGCUUUCUUUUGAAACAAUUGAAAGAAUGAUCGCUGCAUAUCCAGGAAAACUUACAGCCAAUCAAAUUGUUCGCCUUUGCUACAACGCAUCUGCUUUCUGCGGUCUUGAAUCUAUCGGUUUCAUCAAGAGAAACUCAUUUGAUAACAUGACUCGCGAUGAAAUCAUCGAAAUUGCCGACCAAUUCGAAAAAUGUCCAUUCCCACAACUCAGAGAUUUUCUUAUUGCCAUGUCCCAUCUCAUUCAUCAAUUACUUGGCCCGAUCAACGAAAAUGAAAAGUUUGAUCAGACUUGGCUCAACGCAGACGUCGGAGAAGGUGAAGAUGCAUUUGCAUUUUACAAGUUAGUCAUUGACGAAUCACGUCCAAAGAAAAAGAAAGAAAAUCUUCGUACAUCUACACGAACAUUUACAAGAUCUGUUUCCCAUGCACGCGGAUCAACAGCUCUCAACUCCCAAACAUCAACAGCAGCCAUUGAUGAAGAUGUUCCACCUCCAAACUACGAAGAACCGAAGAAUCCAACACAAAUCGCCUUCCUUAAGGCCGCUGCUGAACGUGGACAUGCGGAAGCCCAAUAUAUCUGGGGUAAAUGGCUUUACGAGCACAGAUCCAGCGAACAAACUGAAGAUGAAGCUCUUGAAUUUCUUAUUCAAGCGGCAGGAAAGAACAUUGAUAAGGCCAAGGAGCUUCUUUCGAAGGAGUUCACUCUCGACAAGCUAAAUCCUAUCUACCACAACGAUAUUUACCAAGUUUUGGGUCUUCAAAAUUUAUUAUUAAAUCUUACAGAGGAGAACUUCGAUUCUUCUAAGCUCGCGAUCAGAGAAUUAUCAUUUGAUGACGAGGACGAGGCUAAAACAAUGAUUUUGGCCCAAAAUAUCCUCAAAGCAGUUCAAAUUCGCCAAAGAAAUCAACUCUUAUACGCAAAACUCGUUAAAUACAUACAUGAUUCAGGCUGCACUAUCCUUAAGCAGUUUGUUUUCAGUACAAUUAUGUCAUCUCUUUAUACACCGGAUCCCAUGCAUCAGCAGCUUGUUUAUAUUGCUUUUCUGAGGGUCUGCUCCAACUGCGGCACACUUACGAACGAGGAAUUCGUUGUUCCUCUGAUAGAUUUUUUGAGAUCUUCCAACAUGUACUUGAAAUCGGCCUUGCUUGUCUUCUACUUCUUUGCGGACUUGGUCAUGGAAGUAUCCGAAGAAAUUUUCGCUUAUCUUAAAAUGAAAUUGUUCAAUUACAGGUCAAAGAACGGAAUGGGCAACAUGGACAAGUUCCUUCAUGAGUUUAAGGACAAUUUCAACCAGUUAAUGAACGAUGACGCUAAAGAUUUCAAAGAAGACAGAAAUCUUCCAUUAGUCAGGGAUCAGCUUACAACAGCGUUAGUCAAUGAUGAUCUCAAGAUGAUUAGAAAGCUUACUUUCGAUCCAAAUACUCCAAUUCAAUCUUAUUUCGUAGAUCUCACAACAGGAGAAGAUGAAGGCACUUACGGCACUGAAGAAUUACUUCCUAUCCAAAUGGCCGCAACACAGGGCUCUCAGGCUUGCUUUUUGUACCUUUUGAGAAGAAUGCCAGAUUUCUCUUUCCGAAAUGACCCAAUUUCUACAACAUGCUGCUGCUGUGGACAGAACAAGUUCAUAUUAGGCUUCAUUACUGGUCUCAGCAACAAGAGAAGAGAAGAAACUUUCAGAAUGGCGGCAAAGUGGAACAACAUGUACUUAAUGAUCCUCUUAUUGCAAGGAAACAUCGAUAUCAACUGCAAGGAUGACUACGGAUCAACGGCUCUUCAUUUCGCAACAAGAAAUGGAAAUCCAUCAAUUGUCCAGUUCCUUGCCAGCGCUAAAGGUAUCGAUAUUAAUGCCAUGGAUAACAAUGGCGUCACUCCUUUGCAUUACGCAGUUUUCUUGUCGAAAUUAGAUAUCGUCAAGAUUCUCUGCCAAGUUGAGGGCAUUGAUGUCAAUAUUCGUGAUAAACAUGGAUCAUCGCCACUCCAUUAUGCUGUUUGGAACAACGAUAUCCAUCUUGUCGAGUAUUUAGUUUCAUUAGAGAAUAUUGACGUCAACAUUACGGCCAAGGUUGAUAGAACACCUUUGCAUGAGGCUGCCAAGUGCGGAUUCCUUGAAAUUGUUAGGAUUCUCGCAGAAAGAACUGAUAUCGUUCUAAAUGCGGAAGAUAAGAAUGGUAGAACUCCACUUAAACUCGCUAUGAAGAGACAUCAGGAUGAAGUUGCUCAAUACUUGAAGACUUUGGCAAAGAUUAAGAAGACUUCAAGUACAUCUAGCUCAUCAGGAGCAAAUGACGAUGUUGGAUCAAUUGACCCUGGUGAUUUGAGAAGAGACUAA
This is a messenger RNA of Trichomonas vaginalis G3, 2772 nucleotides long. RefSeq names its product protein ubiquitination. The transcript has a single exon. The coding region runs from base 1 to 2772 and encodes 923 amino acids. NCBI's taxonomy places the organism in Eukaryota, Parabasalia, Trichomonadida, Trichomonadidae. Gene Ontology annotation, molecular function: protein binding. The record is from RefSeq and is a predicted model, not a curated record.